AGGAAUAUGGCGGCUCGUGUUGUGUUCUGUAAAUGUUUUGUCCUGCUAAUGAACGUUUAUUUUGUAUGCGUAAAAUCACAGAAUUUAGCUGUAAACGGUGCUGUUAUUCGCGGAGUUCGUGCAGAAAGCACGGAGAGGAGUGAAGUUAUUGAUGGAAUGUUAGUGAUCGAGGUAGACAACUGGAUAGAUCUGCGCUUUAUCGGCGACGGCUUCAGUGAAAACACGAGCAUAAGUUUUACGGCUACGGGAAAGGAGAGAAACAGUGGUUGCGAUGAUUUGAGUCGAACUAGUGCGUUCUCAUUCAACACGAGUACAUUAACAGACACGUCCGCUGUAGCUCGAGUAAAGCUAGAGCGUCACAGAUUUUCAUUAGAUGCUGUAAUCUACGUUUGCGUCAGAGAAGUGCAGAUUGUUCCAGAUAAAAAUGGAACGGAAAGUGUUUAUGUUCGUUGGAUUCAUCAAGGCAGUGAUCCAUGGAUAGUUUUCAAGUUGAAACCGGCAUAUGCCGAGACGACACUGUUGCCUGUGCCAGUCCAGAUCAUUGUUUUGAUAGUGCUCUUGGGGUUGUCUGGGAUGUUCAGUGGACUAAAUCUUGGGUUGAUGGCCCUCGAUAAAACUGAGCUGGCUAUAGUGGAGAAUUGUGGCUCGGAGACAGAGAAGCAAUAUGCGAAGAAAAUUCGCCCAGUGCGAGCAAAUGGGAACUAUCUUCUCUGCACACUCCUUCUUGGAAAUGUUCUCGUGAACUCCACACUGACGAUUUUGCUCGAUGAUUUGACUUCUGGUCUCAUAGCCGUUAUUGGCUCAACAUUUGCCAUCGUAAUAUUUGGCGAAAUUGUUCCACAAGCUAUAUGCUGUCGACACGGCCUGGCUGUUGGCGCCCACACUCUGUGGUUGACUAAGGCGUUUAUGGUGCUUACAGGCCCCCUAUCAUAUCCAAUCAGCAAGUUAUUGGAUGUGCUGCUUGGAGACGAGAUAGGAGUCGUAUACAACCGAACAAAAUUGCUUGAGUUGUUAAAAGUAACUCAUGAGCAUCAUGACAUAGAGAAUGAGGAAGUUAGAAUAAUAUCUGGUGCACUGCACUUGACAACAAAGACAGUGAAAGACCAAGGUACCGGCUACACCCGUGUACCUAUUUAUGAUGGAGAUCGGACGAACAUUGUUGCAAUUUUGAACAUCAAGGAUCUGGCUUUUGUUGAUCCCGACGACAACACUCCACUGCAGACCGUCUGCAAGUUUUAUCAGCAUCCAAUCGCAAACGUGUUUGGCGAUACGAGCCUUGCACUCAUGUUGGAUGAGUUUAAAAAAGGCAACUAUCACAUUGCGUUUGUGCAGGAAGUUGUGGAAGAGGACGACAAGGACAAUCGAUAUGGCACGCUGGGUCUGGUCACGCUUGAAGACAUCAUAGAGGAAAUUAUACAGGAGGAAAUCCUGGACGAGACAGACGUCAUUUCUGAUAAUGUGAUGAAGAAACCGCGGGCGGCCCAGGUACGACAGGACUUCAUGGGUUUCGCCCGUCACCAGGCAGCAUGCAACCCCAACAAACCAGUAAUGUCACCACAACUGCAGCUAGCUACAUUCCAGUUCCUAUCUACAAGCAUUGAACCAUUCAAGAAAGAUUUUAUUUCCGAGACGGUCCUGCAGCGUCUGCUUCGACAGGACAUCUUCAAAGACGUCAAAUUGAAAGACGCCAGAGAGAAAGACGUUCAGAUUUAUACAGCAGGAAAGAUGGCCGAUUACUUCAUCCUCAUUCUGGAGGGCCGAGUGCAGGUUAGUGUAGGCAAAGAAAAUCUAGUGUUUGAAAGUGGUCCAUUCUCCUACUAUGGUGUGCAAGCGUUGCAUGAUAUAGCGCACCCGAAGUCGGUAGUAUUCACGCCCGACUACUCGGUGCAUCUCGUCACUGACUGUCAGCUCGUUCUGAUCAAGCGCAGUCAGUACUGGGCGGCGCGGCGCACGACGCUCAUGGAGAUGGAGCAUCGCAUUGAAUCGUCCGAGGACUUCUUCACAAUGGAGUGGACGUCUGCGGAGAAGGCGUCGAUGAAGGACCAGAGCCUGAUCGCCGACGCCGAGACGUCAAGCGCUACGUUGGGCGAUGAUGUCGCCGCGCGGACGCCCGCCGCUAGCAACGCGGACGCGGAGUCGUCGUCACGCGACGCCGACGGCCCGUCCUCGCCGGAAAUGGACCGGCUGCUAGGGCCGACCGAUCCCAACCACGUGUGACGACUGCUGCGUGGCGACGAGGAGCCUGCUUCUAGAGACCGGGAGUGCGUCGCGUCGCGUUAGUGUCGCAUCCCGGAGCAGCUCGUAACCUCCAACGCGUUGCUGCGUGGGCGGUUGGUGUUCGGAUGUGAGAUAAAUUAUAAACGAAUAGCGUAGUGGUUUAGUUUUGGAUCGGGUUGAAAUGUGGCAGGACUGGGGUUGUGGUUGGUAACUAAGAUGAGGAUAAGUAAGAAUUACAGUCACACUACUGCUGUUGACCAGGCUAAGCACAGGCUCAAAUUACAAGGCGAAGUUGGGGCUAUAUACUAGUGUGAUUUAGAGUGUAGGUGGCCUUACGUGUGAACAUAUAGUAUAGCUAAAAGGGUGAAAUUUCCGUAGUUACUUUAUACUCGAGAUGUGUAUUUAAAUACCACGAAGCAGUAACAGAUUGUGAUUCACUCUCGAUAAAUUUUUCCCCUAUAUGCCCAGCUGUCUUCCCAAUAGUACAUACAGUUUGCACGACAUUUUUAUUUAAUUCUAAAUAGAUGUAGUUGUUGCAGUCUGAGUAGUGUUAGCAGGAGUGUUACCAGCAAUUAGGGAAAUUAGUUGUUACUUAUAUGAAUGUACUAUGUGGAUGGUUGACUUUGCCAUAGAGAAGUGCCUAUGAGUGCUAUGAUGAAAGUUAAUGUACUCUUCAAAAAGCAAGCAUAACUAUAAUGCAAGUCUGUAAUGUAAAUGCAUGUGCACGUGUAAUGAUUAUACCUUCAAAAAUAGUGAAUAUACUGCGCAAACGUGCAUAAUACGCCAAUAACUGUUGUUUAGAAUUCGUAUAUAUAUAUAUAUAUAUAUAUAUAUAUAUAUAUAUACAUCAAAUAGGCAGAAUCUCAUCAGUUUUACUGGAUGUAUUGUGUCGGUAUAGGUUUAUUGUGGUUAAGCUCAAUUUUCUGUUCUCUCAGUUGUCAGAUUUUGCAAACUGCAUAUCUCACAUUGCCAGAAAAAGACGGCACAGCUAUAGAAACAGAUAAUCGAUAAUAAAAACGCGUUGUGGACACUUGUCAUCUGCGAGAUAAAGCAGUACAGUACAGGUGCCCUGGUGAGUACGGUGCAUUAUGCUAAAGGUCGAGCACUUCCAAUUCAUCAGAACCACAAUAUUUGCAGUAUUAUCCUGGAUUUUCAAUGAAUCGCUUUGGGUCGAUAUUUCAAGAUAACUUGACUAUUGUGCAGAAAUUCUCCUAUUUGUGUAUUUGCCAUAGUUCAUAGUAGAUAGAACAGAAGGUGUGUAUAACUAUGGGCAAUCAGAUUUAUUCAUUCCCGAUAGUAUCAGGGGUAUAUAAAAUAGUGCAAUUCUAGUUGAUUUUCAAUUGUUAUUAUCACAUGUGUAACAUACGAGGCGGUUAUAUAUUUGUCUGGCGAAUGAUAAUAUGCUAGCCUAGCACUUUAUAGUGGGAGAAUAGUAUUGUUCGAUAUGCAUAGUUUAUACCAUAAAUAUUCCUUAUUAAUUAAGCCAUCCAUUUACAAUAUAAUGUAGCAUUGCAGUAUAUAUAUAUCACAUAAUCAAAAUAUUAUAUUACAUACACAAUAAAAGUGUCUAUAAAUAUAUAAAAUAAUUUCUCGUCAUGACUGUAUAUGUCGGUCAGAUAAAGCUACCAUAUAAACUAUUAGUUAUUACACUAAGUCUUGGUUUGUAACAGUAUUGUACAGGUUCAGUGCUGAGCUUGUCGGUUUGUGCAUCUGCUAUCCGUUUGCCUGCGACUCAGUUUUGUAACGGUACGUGUGAUUCAAGCCCAAAAUGUCACAAGGUAUCGUACUUUUUCAAGUGUUCUUAGUUAACAGGGCUUCGAUUUUUAUUCAUCCUGAUUUGAAAUUGGUCAGGUAUUUUGUUACAUCGUAAUUUUGUGUUGAUUUGUAAACGUAAUAAUCGAAAUUUAUCUUAAAAAGUCUUGUUAUCAUUUAUCGUAACUAAACAUAAUUUAUUGUGUAAAGUGAUUAUUUUAUCUUCAAAUGCAUAUGUGAUACGUACGAUAGCAAUGGCUGUGGUAAGACUAUAAGUGAAUGACCUUUAUUGUGUAUUAUAUUAAUUUAAAUUUAUGCAUUAUGCGUUAUUUCAUCAACAUAACAUAAAUGUUUUUCUCGGUUGCUGGGUUCUAAAAACGGGUUUGUGUGAUUUGCAAUCGUUUUCAUUUUGCUUGUUAGUCUAGCAAUUAUCCACCAUAUUAAUAUAGACUAUAUCGCAGAAUCCUGUGUUACUUAUAUGAUUACUUAUUGAUCGUGACUACGUCUAUUUGUUUGCAUUUUGUUUACCUGUUACAUAGAAUAGUUCAACAUUACAUAUAAGGUUUCCUUUUUUUUAUUUUUUAAUCAUUAAACAUUGCGCUUAGAAAGGUUUCUUCUAGAGGUUUUUUGAAUUAUUGGUAAAAUGUGGCCUCAUCGCAUGUAAAUAUUAACUGAUAUGAUGUAUUAUUGUUGUACAUGCGUUUGGAAGAGAUUUUGAACGACUAUUAGCUUGUGAAUCAUUGGUAAACUAGGUGGGGAAAACGCACACAGAACCCUGGAGAAUGAAAUUCCAACACACCCCAACGGAAUUGCAGUACAUUCGUUUGUCUGGAAUAGACUUUAAUGAACAAUAAGUGAUGAAAAUAGUUAGCUGUAACAAAAAUCACCAGAUAAAAAAUGGAAUACGAUAUGUACACAAGUACAUCUAUUUAGAUUCCGAUAUUUUGCUUUAUUUGUUUUUUUGCUUGUUUGUUAAAAAAAAAUCCGACAUCGCGUGUAUAUCACAAUUUUCUAUUUAUUUUGUGAAACGUAUAUUUGCUCGUGAUUCAAAUACCUAUGACAGCGGUGUCGCAAUGUGUAGAUUACGUUUGCUGUGUGAUGGUUUCUGGGUGUGCUAUAAUUAUGUAUUACACAUGUCAAGGUUUCUACAUAUUUAAGCGAGGUUAGUGCGUAAGUUAAUGUUAGCGCACGACUAUACUGUGUAUUGAUAUUCGAAUUGAUGGAAAAUUACGUAAUUUACCUGUAAUAUAAUGAUAACCUCGGUUGGUACUUGUAUAUAAAUAAAUUUAUUAUACGCAUUAGAAA
Priapulus caudatus is the source of this 5274-nucleotide messenger RNA. Its product is annotated as metal transporter CNNM4-like. Gene Ontology annotation, cellular component: plasma membrane. The coding region runs from base 7 to 2217 and encodes 736 amino acids. Gene Ontology annotation, molecular function: transmembrane transporter activity. Gene Ontology annotation, biological process: magnesium ion homeostasis; transport. NCBI's taxonomy places the organism in Eukaryota, Metazoa, Priapulida, Priapulimorpha, Priapulimorphida, Priapulidae. The record is from RefSeq and is a predicted model, not a curated record. The transcript is spliced from 9 exons.